AUGCAGUUCGCCAACACCCUCGCCGUCGCGGCCUCCUUCAUCGCCGCCGUCUCGGGCGCCUCCAUCCCCUCGGUCUACGGCCGCCAGACCAGCUGCACGACCGACGGCGCGACCAACGGCACGACCAACGGCACCGCCCCGGCCGCGCCCCCGGCCUACUUCCAGCUCAUGGCCCUCCGCUCCGCCAGCCCCGUGCACUUCUCCCGCUUCCAGGCCGCCCGCAGCAGCAUCUUCCUGCAGCUGCCCAGCCAGAACGCCACCUGCGACAACGGCAAGGCCCCCGUCACCGAGGAGGAGGCCACCUUCUACCUCUCCGACGACGGCGGCCUCUACCUCUACGCCGCCUCCGCCACCCCGCAGCAGCUCUACGCCGACCGCUCCGGCAUGGGCCAGGGCAAGCUCGGCUACACCACCGGCGCCCAGCCCGCGCCCCGCAACGGCGAGCGCACCGGCUGGACCAUCGACCAGUACGGCGACCUGACCCUCGACGGCGCCGGCUUCCUCGCCUGCCCCGGCAGCAUCGAGAACUCGUGGGCCGUCUGGGUCUCCUCCGGCGUCGCCAACCCUGCUGGUUACACCGGCUGCCUCGGCGUCUCGGUCCGCGCCGUCGAGGUCAAGGAGCCCAGCAGCUGCGUCUACACCUCCUAA
Messenger RNA from Colletotrichum higginsianum IMI 349063, 648 nucleotides. Its product is annotated as Cell wall protein PhiA. The coding region runs from base 1 to 648 and encodes 215 amino acids. The record is from RefSeq and is a predicted model, not a curated record. NCBI's taxonomy places the organism in Eukaryota, Fungi, Ascomycota, Sordariomycetes, Glomerellales, Glomerellaceae. The transcript has a single exon.